UUGUGUAAACAUGCAUGUAGCUGUAACUACUGUUUCAUUCGAAGGAAUUUACUGACGUGUCACACAAUGAACGAAGAGUGAAGCUAUAAAAUCGAACUGAUUAUCCAGUAGUAUGAAAAGGUGAAUAAUGGUACAAGUUCAUGAAAUAUUACAGGGAAUAGAAAAUAGUUUGGAGUCACAAGAAUUAGUCGAAUAAAUCUACAAGUGUAAUUCCGACAUAAAUGAGCAAAAUCAAAACGGAGAUACGCUACUUCACCGUGCAAUAGCCACUGAUGCCGAUGUAGCCAUUAUUCGGGCAUUGUUAGAAAAAGGUGCACAUGUGAAUGUUGACAACAAUCGUCACCAAACACCGUUAGAAUGUUUGAAUCAUGAAUCAUGGCAGACCGGGGUCAAUUAACUAAAGUUGGAAAAGCAUUUUGAUUUUACCGAUAUAAAUGGCUGUAAAUUGCUACACCGUCUGCUGGACAAUACGUGGGGUUUUAUAAAAACGUAUGAAGUUCAAGAUCAGACAAAAUGUGAAUGUUGUAUUGAUAGUUUCUGGGAAAGGAUUUUGAACGAUUUAGAGGAUUUCAACUUUGAUCUUAACUGUCAAGACAACGAUGGAAAAACUCCGCUUCAUGUUGCAGCAAAUCGACCUUUCUACCAAGCAUUUGGAUGCUCUACUAACAAACUUCAAAGAUAUUGAUCCUUUUCUAGUAAAUUAUAGAGGGGAAACGUUCCUGCAUGUGUAUUUAUAUCAGUACAGCACACAUGGAGGUACGGACCUGGACAGACGUCUAUUAAGUGGCGAGAUUCCUGCUAUUUCUAAGCAAACUUUAGAAAAACUUCUCAAUUGUCAGAAUAAUAAGAUGAAUUCGCCCUUCCAUAUGUUUAUAAGAGAAUGGAUAAAUGAUGUCAAUGAAACAACUUUGGAAAAAUUUGUAGAGGCUGGUGCUAAUGUUAAUUUUUGCAAUAUUCAUGGAGAAACCCCUCUUCAUUGUUUGUUUCGGAAAAAAAUCGAUACUUUUGAAGAUGAUAAUCAGAUUAUUGGUGAAGAAGAGAGAAAUAAACUGCAAGAAAGCAUCAAAAUUCUUGUCAGAAAAGGAGCAGAUGUUAACACCAAAAACAAAGAAGGAGAGUCCCCGUUAUUUCUUGCUAACCACGUGGAAUCAGUGAACGCAUUACUGGACAUGGGAGCCGAAAUAAAUUUGCCAAAUAAUUUAAAACAGACCCCUCUGCUUGUUUCAAUACGAAAGUCAAGAGAAAACAUUGAUCUCGUUAACGUUCUGUUAUACAGAGGAGCCGCUGUGAAUGCCAUUGACAUUCAUGGUAGUAAUAUACUGCAUUAUAUUGCUUGGUACGGAGUGAAUGCAGAUGUCUUAGAUAUUGUAACCGCCUAUGGUGUUAACGUUGUGGCCGAUAAUCUUGGACAACUUCCUUGUCUUGUUGCUUAUCAACGUGGACAUGAUAUAUUUGACAGACUGUGCAAGUGUGGCCAUAAUGGCCACUGUAACGGAAAACAAUUUGUUUUGAAAAAAGAAUCAAUUGAAUUUUCUGAUCUCGAAGACAAGUCAACACGCAUCAGCAGUAUUUGCCAUCGCUUUCACACCCUUUGUGAAUACCCAGUAUCGGAACUUCUACUCCUUCCUAGUUUUGGACAAGUGGUGUUCGAGGAGGAAGCCAAAUUAGUAAAAGAGGUGGUCACUGACCUAGUAACAGAUAUUUGUGAGAAAAUCAAAGAGAGUAACGAGAUGUUGUCAUCUAUCUUGAUGGAUUCUGGGAGUGUAGGAGAAAACACUAGAGUGGGGUUACCAGACGAGUUUGAUUUCAUUUUUAUAUUGGAUAAAUUUGGGGAUAUCUGUUAUAUAGAUGAGCAGAAAUCUGUGUGUGAUGUUGGAUAUGCUUAUAUGAAGGUGAAGGAUGAAUUCAGAAACGGGAAACACAAGGGAUUUUUCGAUAGGGACGGAUAUCUAGACACAUUUAAGAUUCGGUCAGAAAUCCAGGCUGUUCCCGCAGACUUGUUUACGAAACGGGACAUCUUUAAUCAUCCGAAUAUUUCAUUUCUUCGGGAUCAUUAUAAAAGUGGAGAGUGUCCAACGUGUAAUUUUACAAUUCGAUGGGUUGGUUGUAUGUACAAAGAUAUGAAGAUAGACAUAGAUUUAGUCCCAGCCUGUCAGAUUAAAGGCUGGUGGCCAGACAACUGUAAACUGGACCUGCUGUCUUGUGACGUUAAAACUAUUAAGAGGGAAGGGGCGUUACUGAUGCUGCAAACAGCUUUAGUUGAAGAAUAUCAGCCUCACUCUAAACAGCGUAUCUCAGCUCUAUGUGCAGAGAAGAGUCAAAUGCUAAAUCUUCCAAAGCUCGCUAAUGAUGCGUACAUCAUCUCUAAAAUCCUUUGUAGUAAUAGGAUUUGUCCUUCUUUGCGACUAACGCGAGAAAAUAUAGAAGCAAAAGAUGUCCUGACAAGCUAUAUGUUGAAGAAUUGUCUGUUUCACGUUGUAAAUACCCUUAACUGCCAAGACAAUCAAAUGUUUCAAACUGACAGCAGCUUGAAUUACAAACAAAACGUACAUGAAUUCGUAUUGAGAAUUUUCCAUAAACUACUUGAAUUUUCUCGUAAAGGAACGUUACCUUCCUUUGUAUUUCCUUGGCAAAAUGUGUUCACUUUCAACUCAGAAGUUUACCUAGCACGUUCUGCAAACCAUCUUUAUAAAAACACGCUUCGGUGUACCUUUGCCAAAGAAAUAUUACAAAUCCUCGGAGAGGAAGAAGAUUACAGAGAUAUAAAUACUGAUGUAUUGUUUGGUCGAUAUGUUUCGUCAUCGUGUUCUUCAUCAGAAAUGAGUUACGAGGGGGAUACAACUUAAAGAGACUUAAGGAACUUUAGAUAUGAAACUUAAUAAAAGUUAAAGGUAUUGAGAAGUAGAAGCUUACAAGUAAAACUUCUCUGUAGCAUUUAUUGAUUAGAUCGGUAUCAUUUAGCUUAUUAUAUUACAUAAAAUUUAUAUACGUA
Messenger RNA from Mytilus californianus (California mussel), 2992 nucleotides. RefSeq lists its product as uncharacterized. NCBI's taxonomy places the organism in Eukaryota, Metazoa, Mollusca, Bivalvia, Mytilida, Mytilidae. The transcript has a single exon. Gene Ontology annotation, molecular function: protein binding. The coding region runs from base 600 to 2846 and encodes 748 amino acids. The record is from RefSeq and is a predicted model, not a curated record.